Talaromyces rugulosus is the source of this 621-nucleotide messenger RNA. RefSeq lists its product as uncharacterized. Gene Ontology annotation, biological process: negative regulation of DNA recombination; chromosome condensation; nucleosome assembly. Gene Ontology annotation, molecular function: double-stranded DNA binding; nucleosomal DNA binding; structural constituent of chromatin. The transcript is spliced from 6 exons. The record is from RefSeq and is a predicted model, not a curated record. Gene Ontology annotation, cellular component: nucleosome; nucleus. The coding region runs from base 1 to 621 and encodes 206 amino acids. Lineage: Eukaryota; Fungi; Ascomycota; Eurotiomycetes; Eurotiales; Trichocomaceae.
AUGCCUCCCAAGAAAGCUACCACCACCGCCGCUGCCUCCAAGAAGGCUGCUGCCGGCUCCAGCCAUGGCUCCUACCGCGAUAUGAUCAAGGACGCCAUCGUCAACUUGAAAGAACGCAACGGUAGCAGCCGUCAGCAGAUCAAGAAAUACGUGCAGGCCAACAACAAGGUCACCGUCGCGUCGCAGGCCGCGUUCGACUCCCAGUUCAACAAGGCCAUCAAGGCUGGUGUUGAGAAGGGUGAAUUCAGCCAACCCAAGGGACCUUCCGGCCCUGUGAAGCUGGCCAAGAAGGAGGCUGCUGCCCCUAAGCCUGCUGCCAAGAAGCCCGCUGCUGCCACCAAGACUGCUGCUGCAAAGAAGGCUACCACCACUACCAAGAAGCCUGCUGCUAAGACUGCCGCUGCAAAAAAGGCCACCGCUGCCACCACCAAGAAGACUGCUGCUAAGCCCAAGGCCAACACGGCCAAGCCUCGCAAGACCUCGACAGCCGCUCCUGCCAUUGUCCACCAACCCAAGGUUGAGACUGUCACCAAGUCUGGUCGCGUCACAAAGACAGCCGCUAAGCCGACUCCCAAGAAGGCGGCCGCGCCAAAGAAGAAGGCUACUCCCAAGAAGGCGUAA